Messenger RNA from Neoarthrinium moseri, 1062 nucleotides. RefSeq lists its product as uncharacterized. The transcript has 3 exons. The record is from RefSeq and is a predicted model, not a curated record. Lineage: Eukaryota; Fungi; Ascomycota; Sordariomycetes; Amphisphaeriales; Apiosporaceae. The coding region runs from base 1 to 1062 and encodes 353 amino acids.
AUGUCGGCAACACCACCAUCAAGCCCGACGUCGACGCAAGCCGUCGUUACUGUCGAGGCGUUGACGACGACCUUUACACCACCGGCGACAUGUAACGAGAUGCAACUGUCGGUCAUGUCCUCCCCAUACUAUCAAGUAUGGCUUAAUGAACCACAACCGGUCCCGGGGACCCGAUACCCCAACUGCUACCCGUCCGAGUUUCUAAAAGACUACACCAGCGAGUUUAACAAGACCAGCUCGAUUGCGCCGUUGAUGAGCCCGCUGGUGGCUCCGGUCAAUUGGGUCACAGUGCAAGAGUUGGACAAUGGCUACAUUGCAUUAUGUCCCUCGGGCUUUGGCAUCCAUCUUCCAGACUCGCCAGUUGACAGUAACCGACCCGCUUAUGGCGCUACGUGUUUCAGCCAGUUCACGGGUGGGAAAACCCUCACACUCAGUGGCUUCGAUGAUGAAGGCUUCACGGGGACAGUAGCACUUGCUUUCAAAGCCACAGACCAGGCGUACGCCCACCCAAUAGACGGGAAGAAAGCCAGCAUUACAGCCACUUCGACGAGCACACCGUCCGCUGCUGGUGUCACUGCUACCUCAUCGGCAGAUGCCACCGAGGAUACCUCGGACUCGACGAGUCGACUCAGUGGCGGCGCCAUUGCUGGAGCUGUAGUCGGCUCUGUAGCCGGGCUCGCCCUCAUUCUUUUAGCCGUGUUCUUUCUGUUCCGCCGGCGGCGCAACAGCCAAAGCCAACCCUACCCUGAAACGGGCGCAUAUGACCAACAAACCAACAAGGAGCUUCCUGAGAUCCCCCCGGGCGCCAAUGACAGCCCUGCGACACCGUAUAGCCAUGCAACACCGUAUAGCCAUGCGACGCCGUAUAGCCACGCGCCGCCGCAGUACCACCAGUAUGGGGUAGCUGAAUUACCCGCAGCACAAUAUGUCGAAAUGGAGACCCCGCAAGGUCCGACCUCCCAGUUACGAGAGAUGGAGGGCGGGUGGCACGGAAGCGAGCUAGGAGCAGAGGGCACAGCCGGGCUUAAAGAGUCCCGUUUGGGUGAUCCUGGAUACAAGUAA